Messenger RNA from Jaculus jaculus (lesser Egyptian jerboa), 3220 nucleotides. RefSeq names its product zinc finger SWIM-type containing 3 (gene Zswim3). Bases 189 to 2279 code for a protein of 696 amino acids. The transcript is spliced from 2 exons. Lineage: Eukaryota; Metazoa; Chordata; Mammalia; Rodentia; Dipodidae. The record is from RefSeq and is a predicted model, not a curated record. Gene Ontology annotation, molecular function: zinc ion binding.
GACGCCUCCGGGGGUUUUUCGGACCCCUGUUAGGCCUUGGGCUCCUCCAGAGCUCUGUCAUAGGCCGACCGAUUGGGGCCGCCCCUUCGGGUCUGGGUACCACCUAGCGUGACCUCCGACCUCUGACGUGGUGCCGGGUACUGGCUAAGGCCAGCCCUCCCCUGCCGGUGUGGACUGUGGCGGCGGCCAUGGAGCUAGGCAGCUGCUUCCAGACCUACGAGGAGUUCAUGGAGUGCUUCAGCGCCUACAAAAAGGAGACCAGGUGCUCCUACGUGGUCAGGGACUGCGUCUCCGUCCGCUUCCACAACUACAAGUACGGCGUGUCUCUGCGUGAGGACAUCCUAUACGUGCAGGUGAAAUUUGUCUGUGUUCGGACCCAGUCAAAUGGCAAGAGAAGACGGGAGGUGGACAGGUGCCCUGCAUUUUUGCUCCUGCAGUACAACCAGAAGCUAGAUAGACUAGUUAUCAGUAAACUGAACACCCAUCAUGUCCAUGCUGAUUUUAAAACUGCUGAUCCUAGCGGAGACCCCAGUGGCAAAUCUCAAAAGACAGUGUGUCUGCAGAAACUCCAGCCAUUGCAGCUCACAGUCAAGAAUGACCCUGAUGCAGCAGAGACGCCCCCAGUAGAACCAUCAUUUUGCCUAGAUAAGACACAGGUGCCCUCCGAACCAGAGCAGAAGGUCAUCACUCCUUCCGACCUGGCCAGGAUAGCAAAAGUGAUGAAGAACUUUCUUACAGUAGAUGCGGGUUCCAUGGCCUCCUUCAGUGUGGGUACCAGCCAAGACUUGGACCGACUCAGCUUCCAAAGCAGCAAGAUGAGUGACCUGUUCACCCGCUUCCCAGAGAAUCUCUUGCUGCACCGAGUGGAGAACACCCAGGGCCAUGUCCUAUAUGCCUUCUUAGUGGAGAACAAGGAACGAGAGAGCCGAGUGGUACACUUUGCUGUGCUUAAGGUGGAGACCACCUCCUCUGUAGCCAAGAUGCUUAGUAUCUUCACAGAAUUCAACUCUGAUUGGCACAAGGUCAAGGUGGUCUUUGUAGACCCUUCAUUCCCUCAUUGGGCCAUUCUGCAGGAGAUCUUUCCUGCUACCCGCAUCCUCCUUUCCAUCUACCACACAACUCGCCUCCUAGAGAAGAAGUUACAUCAGAGUUCAGUAAAUGCAUCCUUUAAAAGGCUCAUGAAGGAAGCCCUGCGGGAGGCUGUGUUUGUCUCUUCUGAUGCCCACCUAAAAAAUCUCUGUCAGAUGUCCCGAGCCCUACUCGACGAAGAUCUCUUCAGGUUCCUGCAGACCCAUUGGUUCUCCUGUGAACUUCUGUGGUACAUGCAUGUUAGGAAAGGCCUGCAUGCUUGUAGUACAUAUAUGGACAGCCUGGACAUAGUCACCAGCAAGGUGUCAAGCCUCUUUCGUGAACAGAAGUCCUUACUGGACUGCAUCUUUCACUUUGUGGAUUACAUAGACUUCUUUAACACCAAUGGCGUGAAGAACUUGCCCACAGCUACUCCCAAGUUAAAGAGAACCCGGCCUCCAAGCAUGCCACUAAAUGCCAAGAAACCAUUUGAAAUCUGUGAAGGGAGUCUCCCCAGCCUUCCUGUGGAAGAGACAAAGCCAGACUCACAGCAGGUUCUGUUGCUGCAGCAGCCUCGGGUGCAGUCCCCCAAGUGUGACAUGCUAGACAUUUUGCACCAAAGUGGCUCUGAACUAGCCUACAGGCUGUGCCAUAAUGAGUGGGAGGUGGUACAGAAGUCCACCCACCUGGUGGACACGGCUGGUACCUCAGUGGCUGUUCAACUGUUGGAGGAUUCUCACCAGGUGAGCAAAGAUGGCAGUAGCUGCAGCUGUUCCUUUCAACAGUGGUACCACUUGCCAUGCCGGCACAUUUUGGCCUUGUUGUACACCAGCCAGCAGCCAGUAGGGGAAGCCAUGGUGUGCCGCCGGUGGCAGAAGAAGUAUCAGCAUCUUAUUGGGCCCAAUGGGGAGCUUCAGGACCAAGGUGUGACCCCAAACACAGAUCAGCCUGAAAAGCCAGGUCGGGACGACAUGAUCCAGGACCUAAGCAGCGAGCUUGCAAACCUGCUACUGCAGACUGAGGGGCCAGAGCUGGAGGAGCGCUGCUCCACCCUGCGCAAGAUUAUAGACAUCUGGGCUGGCCCCUGCCAGUCACUGGAGUCCAUUCAGAGGCUCGGGGACUUUAAGGAUGUGGGCUUCCUCCCUUUCCUCUGGGAAAAGCAGGAGGAAGGAGAUAACCUUUCCUCUGCUGAAGCCACAGUUCAUGAUUGAAGUCUUUGUACUAAUGUACUGGACCACAAAACCCUCUCCCUGGACACUUCAGAGUUCAAAAUGGGCAGGUCAUACUGUGGGUCAGCAUUUUAAUCAAUGUCUUCCUGGAUAGGGCUAAAAAGAUUGUUAAAUCGGGGGGAGGGCCCCACUACAACCUUAGUUUAGCCUGUCCCUUUUCAGCCCUACCUUUGGCAUUCUGUAGACACCUCAUUUAUUAUUCAAAGCCAAAGUUGUCACCAUACUGAAAGGUUACUCCCCCUUAACUCCUCCAGCCCCAGAGCUCAGAUCAUAGUCACCCUCCAGAAAUGAAACUCUGCCCAGGAUAGGAUGAGACAAGAUGAGCUUGGGCAAAGGAUCUGUUCAGGGACAAAGGGGAAAGGGGGGUGGGGUGAUCCUUACCUGUUGCUGCUCUUUAUGAAGAAUCUGUUACGUGUAUUUUUUUUUCACACAUUAAAUAAAGUUGGCUUUGUUUUGUUUUGUUUUGAAACAGGGUCUCAUGUAGCCCAGGCUGGCCAUAACUCUUUUCUAAUGGGGUCUGGAGCCAAGUUAAACCUGAUACCUAUUAGCAGUAUACCGCGUACUUGGUCCUCUUCCUACCAUCUAAUCCUUCAACAAUGUCGUCAGGUUGCCUUAUAUUAAGUCUAGCUGAGGCCACAUAGACAGAAAUCCAAAUCCUACACUUGACUGCCAAUCACCCUCUAGGAAGCUAUGGGCAAGUCCCUAAUUAUCUUACUCAUUUUAUCUAUCUACUUACCUACCUAUGUGUCUCUAAUAAUCUUACUCAUAUUAUCUAUCUACUUGCCUACGUACUUAUAUUUUAGAGGCUUAGGUCUUGCUAGGUUUCUGAAGAUAACCUGAAACUCUUAUUUAUUUUAUUAACAAGUUCUAUAAUUGUAGAAAAUACCCCAUAGUAAUUCCCUCCCUCCCCCCACUUUCCCCUU